Molecule: messenger RNA, 3342 nt
Organism: Anguilla rostrata (American eel)
Lineage: Eukaryota; Metazoa; Chordata; Actinopteri; Anguilliformes; Anguillidae
Gene: shld2
Product: shieldin complex subunit 2
Exons: 9
Coding region: 245-2833 (862 amino acids)
Biological process (GO): regulation of double-strand break repair via homologous recombination
Cellular component (GO): site of double-strand break; nucleus
Source: RefSeq, a predicted model, not a curated record
ACCUUCCACCAUUCUGAAGAAGUUCGGAUCCUCGUCUCCAACGGCUUCGCUGUAGUGACGAACCCGCAUCAGAGACGCUGAAACUGGGAGAGCGGAGUCGACACAUCCCGAGGCCAAAGCACCAACGUUACCUGCUCCGCGAAUUCCACCUGGCAGAGAUUUGAAAGACGGCGCAGGAGAGGAGAUCAUCCCAGCUCAGCUCAGGUGUCAGACUCAGCUUCCAGGAAGUGUCUGCAGUCCUGAGAUGGACAAGCCGAAGAUCCACAUUUUCCUAGGGGCCCCGACUCUCCCCCUCAAAAUGGCUCCUAGCGGCGAGCCGGGCUGCGCUCGGUGGGAGACUGUGGACCUGUGUUUGAAGGGCGUGCGGUUGCAGCCCAAGGGGAAAGAGCACGGGGCUCAGGGAAGUGACAUCAGCGCCGUGGGCGGGGCCUCAGACGAGCAGGGCGGGGCCGACAAAGCCGUGCUCGCCAACGAAGGCCCGGACAGACCGAACAUCGACCCGGGCGGCGUUCCGGACAAAGACGCCCCCGUUUCUGGGAACGCUGAGGGGGACCGGGAGAGAAUUUCGCAGCCUGACCUAGACCCGGAGGAGAGGGGCUCCUCCCAAAAAAAGCGGAGCGCCGUAGACGAGCAGGACCCGUGCCCCGAGGCCGUGAGGGAGUACCUGGACAGCUGCUUUCGGGCCCCUGGGCCCGGGACGGGGGCGGAGCCUGCGGGAGGGGAGGCCCCGCCCCGCCUGUCCCUGGAGGCGGAGUUUCUGAGCUCCUGGACCACCAGCCAGGCGCUGCUGCUGAAGGGCAGGCGGGGCCUGCCGGCGGGGUCCAGCCCGCAGGGGGCCGGGGCUCCUCCUACUCCUCCUACACCCCAAAACCGUGCGCCUGUGGGGUCGGGGAGCUCCCCCGAGCUGUACAGCCCCACCAGCAGCCCUCGGGGGGCGCAGGAGAGCUCGCAAGAGCUCUUUCACACCCUCAGCGAGAGGCAGGCGGAGGGGGGCGUGGUCCUGGAGGCCACGCCCGAGGGGGUCCUCUGUUCACAAGGCAGCCCCAGCGCCAGCCCCAGCAGAAAGCCUGCAGAGGAGGCGGAGUCACUGUGGGCCAGCCCCAGACCCGGCCCCUCUUCACGGACCUCUCCCAGACCGGGCCCCUCCCUACGGACUUCUCCCAGACCAGGCCCUCUCGACCUCUGGACCUCUCCCAGACCGGGCCCCUCCUUACGGACUUCUCCCAGACCAGGCCCCUCCCUAUGGACCUCUCCCAGACCGGGCCCCUCCCUACGGACCUCUCCCAGACCGGGCCCCUCCCUGCGGACCUCUCCCACGCCCCCCUCUGCCAAAAAGAGCAGGGUGUCCCCCACUGGGGCUAAGACUCGGGGGGGACAGACAGAGGGGGCCUGUGUCCCGCCCCAGUCCGGACCCACCACCCUCCUGGGCAGGUGCGUGGCCAGAGGGGUGCGCUACUCUCUCCUGGUCGCCGUGGUGUACCCCUGUCACCUGAAAGAGAUCAAAGUGAAGUCCGGAACGUGGGCGGGCUCCACUGUUCCCCUGGCAACCAUCGUGGUCACCGACCAAUCGGGUGUCGAUAUGAAGGUUGUCCUCUGGAGGACUGCGGCAUUCUGGGCCCUGACGGUGUACCCAGGAGAUUUGCUGCUUAUUACAGGCGUGACGCUGAAUGAGGACAAGUGGAGAGGGGAGGUGGUGCUGCAGUCCUCCUACGCCAGCAGGCUGCUCAACCUGGGCCAGCUCACUUCCGCCCUCCCGCCACCAGUCCCACAGAAUGUGAAUAUCCGGGCUGUGAAGGAGUUGUGGGGUCACCUGUGUAAGAAGCGCCCCCUGCUGGUGUCGCUCCCUCGUCGCACGGUCCAGGACCCCCACGCCAUCCCGUAUGUCCGCCUCAGAGUUCUGAAGCCCGACACACUGGUCCAUGUCCUAGUGAGGGUCACACACAGCACCAUGGUUACAGCCUGGCGGGACGAGGCGGAGAGCUGCUCCAGGGCAGGCGGGGUGCAGAAAGCCGUGCUGAGCGUGGAGCAGGAGGACGGCCACCAGGGGACGCUGGUGCUGUGGGGGUCGGCCAUGGCCUGGCUGCAGAGGAUCCGCAGGAACCAAGGUGCAGUGUGGGAGUUCCGGGUCCUCCUGGUGAAGCGAAACGUGGCCACGGGGCGCCUGGAACUGCACUCCACGCCGUGGGGGUCCUGCGAGCCCCUCUUCCCCGACGACAGGAGGGCGGUGGAGUUUCACGACCGGGCCCAAUCGAAACCUCCGCCCGCCAGCUUAGAGCUAGACCUGGCAACCCUGCUGUCCCAGAAAUAUUCAGGUGACGUGGAGUUCAAAGGGCAGAUCGUGGCCUUCCAGUUUCAGGGCACCUCCUCCCAGAACGCCUCGCCGCCGAUGAACGGGGACACGCCCUCGCGGAAGAUUCUGGAGGCGGUGUCCGGCGACGUCACAUUCAACGGCUGCGGGCGGUGUGGCGCCGAGCUCGAAGCGGACGACAACGGGAUCUACCGGCCCUGCUACCCCUGCCUGCCGCGGACCAGCGUCCGGCGCUACUACAGGCCAGCUGUACUAACAGUGAGGGACGGGAGCAGCGAGGUCUGCGUUCAGGUUCCGUCUUCCCUUGUGCAGAAGAUCCUGCUGAACACUUCCCCGGACAAACUGAGCAAGACGGUCGCUCCCUCCUCUGACGUACGGUUCGCCCAGGUGGUGGCUGCCCGGCUUCGGGCUCUGCUCUCCGUCCCCCGGGACACCUUCCUGCUGACCGUGUCCAGCCACUUCCUGUGCGACGAGAACAGCGUCCCCACAGCCCAGGACUUCCUUCUGCUGGACAUCCGACCUUGAUCGGCCCCGCCCUCAAGGGGGGGACAACGGCCGGCCAAUCAGAACCCGUCUCCACCCAAACUCCUCAGACUCUGCCGCCGUGCUGUGAAACAGUGGAUCUGACCGUGUUUGAUUUACAGCUGUGUCUAAACUCAGAAACUGCCUGUCUUCAUGGAAAACCCAGGUAAAACCUUUAAAUUGUAAUUUGUGAAACUGGGUGUUGAAUAACAAGCAUUUUUGCAUGUGCGUCUUAAUUCACGUCAGGUUUCUCUGACAGCUGUUUGCAAGCCAUGUGUGACCAAAAGCAGAUACAUGUACCAUAUAUUUAAAGCGCAGCUAGAUGGGGCAAGAACUGUUUUGUGAAGGUCGUAACUGUUAGCCUGAUACAACAGUGUACCAACAUGGUUUUGGAUGUCUGUAAAUAUGCCAGCUGUAAAUGAUGAUAAUUGUUUUUAUGAAGAUAUGUCAUCUGUUUAAGGUUGUAAAUAAACCACUGUUUUGAAAUAAAAGAUUAUUUUGAUUAAACAAAA